GUGUCCGACGUGGAGAUGGAAUACACAAUGGAUGUCUUCUUUCGUCAAACGUGGACUGAUGAGAGGUUGAAAUUUAGUGGGCCAACUGAAAUUUUGAGACUAAACAAUUUAAUGGUCAGUAAAAUUUGGACACCGGACACAUUUUUUAGAAAUGGAAAAAAAUCAAUUGCUCACAAUAUGACAACUCCUAACAAACUUUUCAGAAUUAUGCAGAAUGGAACUAUUCUUUACACAAUGAGACUAACCAUUAAUGCUGAUUGUCCUAUGAGGCUGGUGAACUUCCCGAUGGAUGGACAUGCUUGUCCACUGAAAUUUGGAAGCUAUGCUUAUCCAAAAAGUGAAAUAAUUUAUACUUGGAAAAAAGGACCAUUACACUCAGUAGAAGUACCACAGGAGUCUUCCAGUCUUCUGCAGUAUGACCUCAUAGGACAAACUGUAUCUAGUGAAACAAUUAAAUCUAACACAGGUGAAUAUGUAAUCAUGACAGUUUAUUUCCACUUGCAAAGGAAGAUGGGCUACUUCAUGAUACAGAUAUACACUCCUUGCAUUAUGACAGUCAUUCUUUCUCAGGUGUCUUUCUGGAUUAACAAGGAGUCUGUUCCAGCCAGGACAGUUUUUGGAAUCACUACAGUUCUCACAAUGACCACUUUAAGCAUCAGUGCCCGCCAUUCUCUUCCCAAGGUGUCCUAUGCCACUGCCAUGGAUUGGUUCAUAGCCGUGUGCUUUGCCUUUGUCUUCUCUGCACUUAUUGAGUUUGCAGCUGUCAACUACUUCACCAAUCUGCAGACUCAGAGAGCGAUGAGGAAGGCAGCCAGGGCAGCAGCACUGGCAGCAGCACUAUCAGCAGCAACUGUACCGGCAGAGGACGAGAUUGUCUCGCAUUCUGACUCCAACUCUAACCUGAAGAAGCGAGUAAACUCUGUAACAUCUCAGACAGAGCAGUCUCCUGAGCCCAGCAUAAUAUCAAAUACUGCAGCCCAGUGUCAACCACUGUCUGUUCCACCACCAGCCCCACCACAACCACCAGCUAUUGGAGGUGCAAGUAAAAUAGACCAGUAUUCCAGGAUCCUCUUUCCAGUGGCAUUUGCAGGAUUCAACCUGGUGUACUGGGUUGUUUAUCUUUCGAAAGACACUAUGGAAGUGAGUAGUAAAUUUUCUGAAUGUUCUUCUAUAAUAUGUAAUAUGUUUACUUGGGCAGCAAUUUCAGUUGUUCAUUUACUGUUGCAACUCAGUUCAUCAUUCCUUUCUGAGUAAUACUAGAAGGUUUUCUCAAAAAAAAAAGAAAAAAAAAACAGCUGUAGCACUCAGCACAAUGCAGAAAGGCUGUUUGAGAAAGGGAGAUGUAAACACCUCUCUCUAACCCAUACUGCAUUGAGCAGAAAAUUCUCUGUAAGACAGCACAUGAUGCCAUUCUCAGCAAACAAACUGAUCUUAAAUCUUCUGUUUCUUAACCUGUGUAAGGAAUGGUAGAAGU
Molecule: messenger RNA, 1474 nt
Organism: Cinclus cinclus
Lineage: Eukaryota; Metazoa; Chordata; Aves; Passeriformes; Cinclidae
Gene: GABRA6
Product: gamma-aminobutyric acid type A receptor subunit alpha6
Exons: 7
Coding region: 16-1254 (412 amino acids)
Biological process (GO): nervous system process; gamma-aminobutyric acid signaling pathway; synaptic transmission, GABAergic
Cellular component (GO): synapse; postsynapse; GABA-A receptor complex
Molecular function (GO): benzodiazepine receptor activity; GABA-gated chloride ion channel activity; transmitter-gated monoatomic ion channel activity involved in regulation of postsynaptic membrane potential
Source: RefSeq, a predicted model, not a curated record